AUGGCGCGCGCGGCGGGGCCCGAGCGGCGGCUCCUGGCCGUCUACACCGGCGGCACCAUCGGCAUGCGGAGCGAGCGCGGCGUGCUCGUGCCCGGGAGGGACCUGGCCGCGGUUCUGAGGAUGCUGCCCAUGUUCCAUGACGAGGAGCACGCCCGGGCCCGCGGCUUCCCCGAGGACACCCUGGUGCUGCCGCCAGCCAGCCCCGACCAGAGGGUCGUCUACAGGGUGCUGGAGAGCCAGCCCCUCUUUGACUCCAGUGACAUGACCAUCACCGAGUGGGUUCAGAUUGCCCAGACCAUCGAGAGCCACUACGGGCAGUACGACGGCUUUGUGGUCAUCCACGGCACUGACACCAUGGCCUUCGCCGCCUCCGUGCUCUCCUUCGUGCUGGAGAACCUGCAGAAAACCGUCAUCCUCACCGGGGCCCAGGUGCCCAUCCACGCCCUGUGGAACGACGGCCGGGAGAACCUGCUGGGCGCCCUGCUGCUGGCCGGCCAGUACGUGAUCCCCGAGGUCUGCCUGUUCUUCCAAAAUCAGCUGUUUCGGGGCAACCGGGUGACCAAAGUGGACGCGCGCAGGUUCGCGGCCUUCUGCUCCCCCAACCUGCCGCCUCUGGCCACCGUGGGUGCUGACGUCACGAUCAACCAGGAGCUGGUGCGCAGGGUCCGUGGGCAGGGCCGGCUGGUGGUGCACAGCAGCAUGGAGCGGGACGUGGGCCUGCUGCGCCUCUACCCCGGGAUCCCCGCCUCCCUGGUCCGGGCCUUCCUGCAGCCCCCCAUGAAGGGCGUGGUCAUGGAGACCUUCGGCUCCGGGAAUGGGCCCACCAAACCCGACCUGCUUCAGGAGCUGCGGGCGGCGGCCGAGCGCGGCCUGGUCAUCGUCAACUGCACCCACUGCCUCCAGGGUGCCGUCACCUCCGACUAUGGAGCUGGCAUGGCCUUGAGCGGAGCCGGGACUGUGUCAGGCUUCGACAUGACCUCCGAGGCGGCGCUGGCCAAGCUGUCCUACGUGCUGGGCCUGCCGGGGCUGAGCCUGGACGGCAGGAAGGAGCUGCUGGCCAGGGACCUGCGUGGGGAGAUGACGCCGCCCGCCGUGGAUGAACCCCGGCCCUCUCUGCGGGGCGGUGUGCUGGGGCGCGGGGUAGCCCAGCUCCUCAGUCUGAAACAGGAGGCCGAUGAGGUGUGGGACGCCCUGGUGCCCAGCCUGGCCUGUGCCGCGGCCUAUACGGGCGAGCUGGAGGCCCUGCAGGUGCUGGUAGAGCUGGGCAGUGACCGGAGCCUGGAGGACUUCAGCGGUCAAACCCCACUGCACGCAGCCGCGUGGGCUGGCCAGGCUGGGGCCGUCACCAUGCUGCUGCAGAGAGGGCUGGACGUGAACGCCCGGGACAAGGGCGGCCUCAGCCCCCUGCUGCUGGCCGUGAGGGGCAGGCAUCGGGGUGUCAUUGGGCUGCUGCGGGCAGCUGGGGCCUGCCUGUCCUCCCAGGAGCUGGAGGACUCGGGGACGGAGCUGUGCCGGCUGGCGUCCAGGGCGGACUGCGAGGGCCUGCUGGUGUGGGGGCAGGCGGGGGCCGACCCGAGGCAGCCCGGGUAUGACGGGCGCAGCGCGCUGCAGGUCGCAGAGGCAGCUGGGAACCUGGAAGUGGUGGCCCUCCUGCAGAACCUUUGGGGUGGGGCUGGUGACCAGGCCCCGGGCGCAGCCACCCCACAGAGCAGCCCUGGAGGCCUGGCCAUGGCCAGGAAGCCCCCGAGCCUGGAGGGGCCCUGCUGGGCCCGCCCCGCCCGGACCCCAGCACCCACUGGGCCGGGUGGACUGGGCUCCCAGCUGGCUCCCCGCCCCCAGGGCGUCAGCUGGCCUUCUGGAAGCCUCUCCCUCUGGAAGUGCUGCCUGGGGUCUAACCUGAAGCUCUCCUGCUGUGGCGUGAGCUGUUCCUUCCUGUUGAGACCUGCUGGAGGGACGGUGCCGCCUGGCUCCCCCCGGACCCUGUCCGUGCUGUGCACCCCCUGCCCCUGCCCCCUGCCCCCCACCCUGCUGCGGGAGCCGCUUCCCAUUCUGUGCCCAGGACGCAGCCUGAAGGACGUUGCUGGGGAGAGUGGCCAUAAAGUCCCUCUGAGGACCGUUCCCCCCACAGCCUGGCUCCAGGGCCUUCUGCCGCUCGUGGGCCCCUUGGCCUCGCUCACUCCAGGCCCACCCCGGGGAGGCAGAGAGGGCGGCCUGGGCCGGUCUUCGCCGUGA
Molecule: messenger RNA, 2232 nt
Organism: Dama dama (fallow deer)
Lineage: Eukaryota; Metazoa; Chordata; Mammalia; Artiodactyla; Cervidae
Gene: ASPG
Product: asparaginase
Exons: 18
Coding region: 1-2232 (743 amino acids)
Molecular function (GO): protein binding; asparaginase activity
Source: RefSeq, a predicted model, not a curated record